Molecule: messenger RNA, 201 nt
Organism: Peronospora belbahrii
Lineage: Eukaryota; Oomycota; Peronosporomycetes; Peronosporales; Peronosporaceae
Source: the annotation of a GenBank genome assembly
AUGUUAUUGCAGCUUGAUUUUCGUGUAAGUGUGAACGCAUCGAUUAAUACCUUGAUGCGUGAAGGCACGCAAUGCCAAAGUAUUAGCCGGCGCAGUGCGACGCGCUUCAAAGUUCGUAUACGCCGCGAGCUGGGUUUGUCAUGUGUUCAAGUGCGGGACAGUCUUGUUUUCAAUCGAACUUCACGGCACCGCCAAUCAUGA